Messenger RNA from Blepharisma stoltei, 5734 nucleotides. The record is from the annotation of a GenBank genome assembly. Lineage: Eukaryota; Ciliophora; Heterotrichea; Heterotrichida; Blepharismidae.
AUGAAAAUCAAUUUACUAAUCCUAUCAUUUAUCCAGCUCAUUCAUUGCCAGCUACUUGUGGAUAUAUUUUAUAGCGUUUCAACAGAUCUGGAAUAUAAGAAUUCGAUAACUUAUUCUUUAUUAGAAAAUUUUUCGGACCAAUUUGAUAUAAAAGAAAUUUUAGUAACACCUGCAUGAGGCAUCUUAAAUUCCGGGCAAAAUCCCAAUAUUAUUAUAGAUAUAACUUCGAGUGCUUCCUUAUCAGAACUACUCAAAGAAUAUGCUUCAAAUAAUCAAAUAAUUCUUGUAUCACCUGAGCUUCCAAACUCGUUCAAUUAUUGGCAAUUUUUCACUCAUUCUUCGUUAAAUAGCCAUAUAAAAGCUAUCAGCAGUCUGAUUUCGUUCCUAAACUGGGAGAAUUUUAUAAUAAUUUCAAAUAAAGAAUACCAAAUUUUGGAUGAUUAUUUCUUAACAGAAUUUUCAAUUAAAAAAGUUAGCACCUUUUAUUUCCCAAAUAUUGAAAAUCAGGAUUUAGCUGAUUUAUUUAUAGGGAAAGAAAUCAAACCUACAGGAAACAGAAAUAUAAUAAUUUUAAAUCAAGGGAAAGUCGCUGAAAAUCUAUUAAAAAGUCUCAAACAGAAAAAUAUUUUAACGAGUGGCUGCGGGAUUAUUUUAAGCAGCCAAGGUAUUUGAAAUUUGAAUGAAAAUGGAAUAUUAAGUUACAUAGAAUCAGGCAUAGAAAAUGCUACCAAUAAAUUCAACUAUGAAGCGCUUGCAAUAGUAAAAUUUUUAAAUUUAGUCUUAAAAUUUCCAGGCAAUUAUGAUCCAUUUGCUUUAAGGGAAUUUUUAGAAAUAAACACUGCGGAUCAUUAUGCAGUAGCGAAUUUCACUGUAAUAAAUAUUCAAAAUGAACAAAAAGUAAAAGUAGGCGAAAUUACUGAAGGAAUUUUGAAUUUUUCAAGUAAUCUGACUUUCCCCGGAAAUUCAUUGACAAUUCCAAACUCUCCGUAUACUAAUGUCUCAAUCUGGAUGGGAGAUGGCCUAACUAACCCUUUAGGAUACCCAGACAGUCCUUAUCAAGCUGUAAAAAACGGAGCGAAGUUCGGUCUUAUUUAUGCUGAGAGGACUCAUUUGCUUGAUGGUUUCGAAAUUUUAGUGAUUCAUACAAACUGCGGAGCCGAAAUUUAUGACCCGACAUAUUCAUUAAAUUGCUUUGCAAAACUAAAAAGCACCCCAGGCGUUGGAUUUUUGACAUCAACAUAUCCCUUAAUAAUUAUCGGAAACCUUAUGACGCUGAAAUAUUUGAAUAUUUCAUUGCCUUUGAUAUCUGAAUAUUCCCCGCUUGGCAUUUUAGGAGAGAAAGAAAUGUUUCCAGAUUUCCUCAGGAUGGCUGGAAACGAUUAUUACCAUUGUAACGUUCUAGUCGAUCUCAUCCUCAUUUUUGGAUGGAAAAAUGUGCUUGUAUUUAGCGAAAAUUCUACUUCUAGCCUACUUACUCAUCAAUAUGUAGUAAAUAAACUGGAGGCUGCGAAUAUAAACAUUGUGAAUUCACCAGAAGAUCGACUGGUCAUGGAAAAUUAUAAUCACACCCAUUUUAAUACAUACAAAAACUGAAUGAUAAGGAUGAAAGAUCUGAAAGUUAGGCCUUGCAUAAUAAAUUUUGCACCUCCGUCAGAAUUUUAUAUUAUGGAAGAUCUCUAUGAGGCUGGUUUCAGAAGAGGAGACAUCGUCAUUUUAGUUCCUAAUAGAGUGGCUUUUGCAUUUAUUACUGAGCCUGAUCCUGUUCAGUUAGCAAAAAUGUCAGAAGUUCUUUAUGGAGGGAUAAUUAUAAGUGAAGCAGAAUGGCUUGGGGAUUAUGGAAAAACCAUUUUAUCUGAAAUGAAAAAGGUUUACCCUACUAAAAACUCAGAUUUUAGGUGUUUCUCCUUUGAUGGUGCUACGUUGCUUUUAUAUGGAAUAAAAUUUACUAUUGAUAGAGGUGGGAAUGUUGAAAAUUCUACAUUAAUAAACAGUAAUUUAAGGCAGCAAAAAUUUUUAGGCUGCUCCGGUACCAUUUCAAUUGAUCCAGACUCAAAUGAUAGAUCCUCAGCAACUAUUGGGAUAUACAAUAUGAGAUAUGACAGUGAAGAUGGCCUUUUAUAUGAAUAUAUUGUAGGAAGAUACGACCCUGGAAGCCAACAAUUAUUCGCUUUUUAUGAAGAUAUGAAUUGGUAUGACAAUACCACAAAUACACCUACAGAUAAAAUUAUUAAUGAAAAUGGGUGCCCGUUUGAAGAUAGCGAGGUCGAGUAUUCGGCAAAUGGCGCUGGCAUCCUUUAUGGGAUUUCAUUUAGCAUAUUUGUGACUACUAUGAUUGUGACAUUUUAUAUAUGAAGAAAAUGGUGGAUCGUUGAUAUAAAAGAAAUGACUGAAAAAAAAAUUAUGCUAUAAAGGGCUUAAUUUUGUUAAAUUUAUUUACUUUUAUUUAUAAAUAAUACACAGUUAUAUCAGAUUUAAAGGCAAAUAUCAAGGUAAUAUGGUUUAAUUCAAUUCGAAGAUUAUAUAGCGAUGCUUAUGAUUUUUAUUGAUUUUUUGCAGCUUUUAUCAGUUGGACCUGAUAUAAAAAAGUAUGAUUCUUUUUCUGAUAUUUUUUCGCACUAUGCCUCAAUAAAUCUUGGCUGACUUACUAAAGGCAAAAAUCUAUGAGUUUUUGCAUAUGUUUCUAUGGGAACUGUUAUCAUUUGGAUCUUUUUCUGCGCAAAGCAUAUUUUCAAGUUUGGGGAAAAAUCAAAUAACGUAAUAUGGGAAUAUAGCAGAAUUUUAUCCAAAAUGUCAUUACCGAUUAUAGGAAAUAUGCUAUUUUUGCCUAUAGUUUCAAUUUUUUUAAAUGUAAUUCAAUGUGAUCAACAAAUAGGGCCAGAAAUAAGCCAAACUUUUGUAAGAAACGACUGCUCAACGUUUUGUUGGCAUGAUUCUCAUAUAAUAUGGGCAACUCUUUCCAUGAUUUGUUUGAUUUUUUAUCUCCCUCUAGCAAUUUAUUUUCGGCCUUUUUGGGAUAUUUCUCAUGAAUAUAUAAAUAUAAAAACUCGGCCGCUAUUUUUGAUGCUGAAAAGUGUAUUUCAAGUGAGUGUAAUAGUUCUUACUCCCCCCCCUCCGUGAGUGAACAAAAAAAUUUUGUUCACUCACGGAGGGGGGUUAAUUUUUUUUAAAAAAAUUUAUAUUUAAAUUUUAUAAAAAUAUUUUUUUUCGAAAUUUAAAAAAAUCUCACUUCUAUAAAAAUUGGAAAGCAAAUAUUAAUUUAAUUUAUAAAAUUUAUAGCAAUUCGUUUAAAAUUAAACAGAAUUAGCUAGAGAUUUCAUUAUACUAAUUAUCACUUAUAUAUCAAAAAUUUUUUCCAUAAAAAAAUUUUCUAUUAAAAGAAAUUUUGUUCACUCACGGAGGGUGGGUUUUUGGGCAAAAAAUGGCGAUUUUUCUGAUGGUUUUGUUCACUCACGGAGGGGGGGAGUUAACAAAACAGUGAAAACUUUUAGUCAAUCAUUGCAUGGACUUUUAUACAAUAUUUUAUUAAUUCCCCUCAGUUUAAAUAGGAACUAAAAAUUGUUAAACUUUUGAUUUUGGAUAAUAAGGCCUUUAGAAUUGAAUAAAAUUAUAGUUUUAUAGGUGGUUAAAUAAUAGAAAAUUUGAUAAUUUAAGAGGAGCCCUGAAGGAUGGGUUUGCACCUUUAUAGGUGAAAAUAUUAAUAAAUAGCUUUAAUAUCAGUUUAGAAUCGAUAAUUUUAAUAGAUUUAUUUUAUGAAAAAUAUGUGUGUGUCAUUUUUAUGAAAAUUUCAUAUAAAAUUGAUGCAACACUUCUCUUUUUUUCUGUCAAAAAAUCAAUAGAUUUCAAUAAAAAUUUUGAAACCCUAAAAAGUAAAAUUUCAUUCUCAUAUCAAUUUUUCCGAGUCUUGAUGAGAUGUAUUUUGCGGCUGCAUGCUUAUUCAUCACCUACUUGCGCAUCCAAGGUCAUAAUGAAUUUGGCAAAUACUCACAGGAUCCACACUUUCUUCAAUCAAGACUCUUUUAGUUCCAAAAACUACAUCUCCACACAUCUUCCAAGCAUGCUCCACAUAAACUGUACAUUGCCCAGAACGGUGAUAUCUUUUUUCUUUGAAACACCAUUUUGUAUGCAUAAAGAUUAUAAUUUUUUUUAAAAAAAGCAAUUUCUCUUUAGUUAGAAUAGGUUUUUGGUUCCAAUUAAGAAGUAGUAAGUUAGUUAGUUAUUAAGACUUAUCAAGAAGCUCGCUGUAAUUCUUGAUGGCUAUCUCCACUCAUAAACGCUCUCUUUGCCUGCUCACUAGUGCGGACACGACCUUGCAAAGAUUGCUCCUGCCUACGAGGGAGUGCAAUCACACCCUGGUAGUUGAGUAAAUUUUGCUGGGAAAUCCCUUUCAAACUUCUGGACCCAUCUCCCACUAAGGCAAAAGCAUGGUAUUGGAGUAAAGCAUGCAAUCGGCCAACCUGACAUUGCUCUUCACCAAUCCAAGAAAAACCUAGCCGGAUACACAUUCCAAAAGCUAUCCUCCUUCCUGAAUGUCCCUGCUAACCCUGUGGGAUGGCAACUACAGAGUUAAGAGGGUAUGUUGGAUCACUAUGCCAUUUAAUGCAUAUUAAAGAAUUAGUAAGCGUUUUUCUAUAUAUCUGCUAUAAAAAAGAAGGGGUGAGGUUAAGUAAAGUACACAUCUUUUCCAACUCCCUCCCAAAGCCAAUAAAAUGACUGGAAUUUUCAAAAAAAUUUGGUAUGAAAAAAUAAAAGUUCUGUUGCAUUUCCCAAGCAGGAGGAUAGAAAAUGCAAAGAGUGUUUUAAAACGGCAAAAACUGAGGAAAAAGCACAUAUAAAAAUACUAUAUUCUAUAUAGACUAAGCAAAUUUAAGCAGAGAAAGCUCAAGAUAGGAUUAAAUAUAUGACCCUGUUUGGAAAAAUUCAAAAGUAUCAUUUGUACUUUUCAUACCAACAAACAAUUUUUGAAAAUUUCAGUCAUUUUGAUAGGCUUUGGGAGGGGUUGAGAAAGUACAGUGUGCUUUAUUUAACCUGAACCGGAAAGAAGCCUUAUAAUGACAGUCGCAUGAACCUUUGGCAAAUUAUUUCUUAUUUUGCAAUUUUAUGAAGUGUUACUCUUUCUUCUUUAUAUUGGUUAUUACCUGAAAAAUCAGCUAAAAUCUGACUAUUAUCACAAUUUAUUGGCUGAAUCUUUUUGAUUGCUAUUGGGCUUUAUCUACAGAAAAAAUAUUGCCCGACUAUGCUUUUCAAUGAGACAGGUGUACAAAUUGGCAAAUUCUUUAAAUUUUCAUUAGGAAGCUCAAUUCCAGCAGCUGAAAUUAAUAAAGACAUCAAAGAAGCAGGCCUUAAAUACAAACUUCAUUCUAGCAAUUCACAUCUGUAUGGGAAAAUUUCAGAUUCUACUAGACACGUGAUUUAUAAUAAGAAGGAAAGUAAGAUUAAAAUUGAUAAUCACUCAGAUUCAUCAAGGAGCCCCAUGCCAAAUGACUGUGUAUUUUUGAUAACAUUUCCUAGGUGAAAAUUUGUUUGACAAUGAGGCAUUUGACUAAAAAACUCUUAAAUUUUGCCAAAUGAUACACUAUUUAAAAAUUUUCGAUUAAUGAUUAAAAGUACUUGAUGCCGGGCCUGCACCUCAUCAAGGUGUGUGUUUAUGAGUGAUACAACACAUCGGCCUAAUGUUGAGCAUAUGCCAGAAACUAUCAGAUGGAUUAAUCUUAAGAUUGAAGACUUAGAAGGUUAA